UUCAGUCACAUUUCAUUUAUGAAACUUGUUCGGCAACAUGGAUAUAGCAGCUGUAAACCUCAUGAGCUAUGAACAUUUUCUAGAUAUAUUUGGCAACAUCAUAGAAAAAUGCCCACUGAUUACUGGCGCAGUUUGGUCCAAACGUCCAUAUAGCAGCAUUGCUGAACUGGAAAGCUGCGUUUGUGAGUUUAUUGACUUCCUGCCUUCUUCAGGGAAAGAGGGGAUUCUGCGAUGUCACCCUGACUUGGCAGGGAGAGAGCUGGCCAGUGGAACGCUGACAGAAGAAUCUCAGCAGGAACAGAGUCAUGCUGGGCUGAUUUCCCUGACUUCAACAGAGCAGGACAGAAUGACGCUUCUAAACUCUCAAUAUAAGAACAAGUUUGGCUUCCCCUUUGUCAUAUGUGCUAAAAUGGCAUACAAAACCAAAAUAAUGUCAGAAUUAAGUUCUCGUAUCCUAAAUGAUCCUUCUCAAGAACUUCAGAAUGGCAUUGAAGAAGUUAAAAAGAUUUGUCAUCUAAGAGUGCAAGAUAUAUUCUUUAAGAAUUCCAAGUUGCCCACAAAGCUGUAAACAAGUGAACAAGUUCAAGAUGUGAACCAAAUAAAUUGUUCUGUAAUUCUUGUCAA
Messenger RNA from Bombina bombina (fire-bellied toad), 624 nucleotides. RefSeq names its product ureidoimidazoline (2-oxo-4-hydroxy-4-carboxy-5-) decarboxylase (gene URAD). Gene Ontology annotation, molecular function: carboxy-lyase activity. NCBI's taxonomy places the organism in Eukaryota, Metazoa, Chordata, Amphibia, Anura, Bombinatoridae. The record is from RefSeq and is a predicted model, not a curated record. The transcript is spliced from 2 exons. Bases 38 to 568 code for a protein of 176 amino acids. Gene Ontology annotation, biological process: allantoin metabolic process.